AUUCUUGUUCGUUAUUGGUAUACAGAGCAAAAGACUAGGGAGGACUCAUACCAUAUCAGUUUUUUGCUUAGACACAGCUUGAAGCCAAAGCAAUUAAUAUGAACAUGGCCAUGUCCCUAGUUGAAACCAGAGUGGCAGAUUGCUAAAGUUCAUUAGUUCAUUAACUACCAACUACCAAAGGAGAGACACUUUCGGCUUCUCCAUAAACGAGAAUUCCCAUUCUCUUAACUCCUUUCAGUGAACUACCGACUACUAAACAACCAAUCAAACAUGUAACCAGUACAUCAAUUCAAAGACAAAUUUCUACGUUAAAUUCCCAUAUCCAAUCAAGUUGUAUCUUUUAAAUGAUGAAUAUGGCAGGACCAACUUAUAUAGGUUAAUGAUUGGAUUGUGGAUAGUGAAUUGUAGGCAUGAUAUCUCGAUAUAUGCUCCAAAAAUAAUGCAUGUGAAUAGGCAGAAUGUAUGUCCAUGAAUAUGCAUGAUUUCUUGUACACAUCCUUUUGUAUAAGCUGGAGAUUAGAUAUAGACAACCAUCUUCAAGUUGCACUGUAUAUGGGUUGACAUACGUGUAUAUAUGGGCACAAUAACAUGGAUUUUGAUUAUGGGCAGCUCUUCACUGACAGAGGAGCCUCUGAAAGGAAUAUAUAUCAUUAACACAAUUGUUUUCUAAUCCAAAACCCCACCAUAUCCUUGUCACUUUCUCGAUCUUUUCUCUUUUUGAUAUAUUAAAUUAGAAGAGAAGAUUCGGCUCGAUUUAUGAGGGAUAGCAAGAAAGCCAAAGAGGAAAAGCGGAAGCUGCUAAAUAUGGAUUGCUUUGGUGUAAAGAAAAAGAGCAGCAACACCCGUAAGAAAUAUCUUAGAGGGUUGACGGAGAAGGUAAGGCUUCUCCAAGAGGACAUAAAAGCUCUGAUGUCUGAAAGAGAGAAUGAGAGUAGAGCUUAUGAGAGAGACAUGAUGGUUUUAGAAUUUAAAGAAGCCAAGUGGAAGCAAGAGAGCAAGAGGCUUAAACAGGAAGCGAAGAGGCUGAGGAUGAUGUUGGAAGAGAAGGAAAAGAGGAUUAGAGAUAUGGAAGAGAGGAGGAUGGAGGAGAAAAGUGAGCAAAAUUGCUCAUUUUCAAGGAUGGGUUCUGCCUUCUUGGUUAAGCAAAUGGAGGAGGAAAGAGUGUGGAGAGAUGAGGCUGUGCAUAAGUGGAAGAAGCUGUAUCUUGCUAUCAAGACAGAGCUUGAUGAUCUCAUCCAGAGGACUCAUCAUGGGAAUGGACUGUAUUGGAAGGCAGAGGAAGAGGAAGUGAUUGAAGAGCUAAAGAUGGAAGUCAAAGCGAAGGAGGAAACAAUUGAAGAGCUGAAAGCAAGAAUAGCUGCAGUGGCGCAUGAAGAGUACAAAAGGGCAAGAGAGGUUGAUAUACUGAGACAGAGCUUGAGAAUCAUGAGCAGUAUGAAGGAUGCAUCGAGAUUUGAUCUAAACAAACCCAAGUCGACACUUGUGAAACGGGCUAGCAAAGCAUAGCAUUUUAAGUAAAUUCUACUUUCUGGUAGAUUGUAUGGCUACUAAAAUUCAAUGCAACAAAAAGUUGAUUUUCUA
Messenger RNA from Manihot esculenta (cassava), 1581 nucleotides. RefSeq names its product golgin subfamily A member 6-like protein 1. The record is from RefSeq and is a predicted model, not a curated record. Bases 757 to 1506 code for a protein of 249 amino acids. NCBI's taxonomy places the organism in Eukaryota, Viridiplantae, Streptophyta, Magnoliopsida, Malpighiales, Euphorbiaceae. The transcript is spliced from 2 exons.